Molecule: messenger RNA, 1812 nt
Organism: Triticum turgidum subsp. durum (durum wheat)
Lineage: Eukaryota; Viridiplantae; Streptophyta; Magnoliopsida; Poales; Poaceae
Source: the annotation of a GenBank genome assembly
AUGGCAGUGAGUUUGAUGCCAACGCCGCCAAUCCUCUUUAGCAGCCCCUCCUUCGCAUCUGCCAUCGCAACGGGUGGAUACUACUCUUCUCAUCUCCCUCUCCGAGCAUCUCCAAGCCCCUGCAUUCCCCAUGUCCAAGCAUCACCUGCGGCGGCGAAAGCUACACCAUCCUCUAGUAUUGAACACAAAACAGCAGAUGAGGACUAUGAUGACAUUGCUCCGAAGACGUUGUCCAGCUAUGGGCCCUCUCUGUGGGGUGACUACUUCCUCAACCACGAGCCAAAACCACUGCAGAGGUCGGAGAAAUGGAUGAAUGCAAGAGUUGACAAAUUAAAAGAGGACGUCGACAUGUUGUUUAAGAGUUGCAACUGCACGGUGGAAAGAAUAACCUUAUUGGACACUGUCCAGCGUCUCGGAAUAGAUCAUCACUUUAAGAAACAUGUUGAUACCACGUUAAGUCAAAUUUUUGAGGAUGAAUUCAGUAGCUCUAGCCUCCAUCAGGUUGCCCUUCGGUUUGGCUUGCUUAGGGAGCAUGGUCUUUGGGUGUCUUCAGAUGUUUUCGACAAAUUUAAAAAUGAAGAUGGGAGCUUUAGGGAAGAUAUUACUAGUGACCCGAAGGGGCUUUUAUGUCUAUACAACGCAGCUCAUCUUCUCAUUCAUGGUGAGUCAUCACUGGAAGAAGCUAUCUCUUUUUCAAGGCAUCAUCUUCAAUUGACGAGGGACACUCUCAAGUCCCCUUUAGCCGAGCAAGUCAAACGCGCCCUUCACAUGCCAUUGUCAAGGACGUUUAAGAGGAUGGAAACACUGCAUUAUAUCUCUGAGUAUAAGCACGAGGAAGGACAUAACCAAACUCUGUUGGAGCUAGCGAGGCUGGAUUUUAACCUUCUACAGCAUGUCCACUUGAAGGAACUCAAAUAUCUCACUAAGUGGUGGCGCGAUCUUUACAGAUAUGUCGGGCUAAACUAUGCUCGGGACCGUCUGGUCGAGGGUUACAUUUGGUGCUAUGCGGUAUACCAUGAGAAAGAUUUUGAAUUGUCCAGAAUAUUUCUUACGAAGCAAUUGAUGCUUAUUUCCCUGAUGGAUGACACAUAUGAUUCCCAUGCCACCAUAGAGGAAUGUCGAUUGCUAAAUGCGGCCAGACAAAGAUGGGAUGAGAGUGCCACUUCUCUUCUACCCAACUACCUUCAAAGAUUCUAUAUUGAAUUGUUGAGGAUAUUUAAUGAAGAUAAGUGUGAAGUGGCCAUUCGUGAGACCUACCAUGUUGCCUAUGCCCGGAAAGCGUUUCAAGAUCUAUCAGCUUAUUAUCUUCAAGAGGUUGAAUGGUUACACCAGAAUCACAAGCCAACCUUCAAAGAUCACAUGAGUUUAUCUGCCAUGUCCAUAGGAUCACCAACAUUAUGCAUAGGUUUGAUGGUUGGCAUGGGUGAUCUAGUGACGAGGGAAUCAUUUGAGUGGGCAGCUGGUUACCCUAAUGUCGCCAUAUCAUGCGGGAAGAUAACACGUCUAAUGGAUGACAUUGCUGCAUUUAAACGCGGGAAGGCCAAGGGAGAUAUGGCAACGGAGUGUUACAUGGUUGAGCACAGGGUCACAAGUGCGGUUGCCAUUUCCAAGAUCAUUUCACUGCUAGAAGAUGAAUGGAAAAUUCUAAAUCAAGCUCUCUUUCAACAUCACGCACAGAUCCCAGUGGUGCGGAGGAUUAUUAACUUUGCUAAUAGCAUGCCAUUAUUCUAUGCUGAGAAAGACGCAUAUACCUUCAACAUCCAUCUUAAGGAUACCGUUGAGAGCCUUUUCGUUGAAACCAUUCCCAUGUAG